Molecule: messenger RNA, 1824 nt
Organism: Clupea harengus (Atlantic herring)
Lineage: Eukaryota; Metazoa; Chordata; Actinopteri; Clupeiformes; Clupeidae
Gene: snrnp35
Product: small nuclear ribonucleoprotein 35 (U11/U12)
Biological process (GO): mRNA splicing, via spliceosome
Cellular component (GO): U12-type spliceosomal complex; precatalytic spliceosome
Molecular function (GO): snRNA binding; mRNA binding
Source: RefSeq, a predicted model, not a curated record
CCAUAACCUAUUAAUAGCUAAUUAAUGACGAACACGUGAAGCUUCUAGUGUUGAUUGGGAAGCAGGGAGUAUACUAAACGCCUCCUUCUGCAACUAGUGUUGCCUAUGAUAUCCAGGGGGCUUGAGCUACAUUCACCGAGCAAGCGUCUUUUUUGGCGAAAAUCUCAAUGCACAGGGAAUAUAAAUGCCCGUUUGUAGGAUUAACUGAUGUUACAACAUUACACGUUAAUAUAAAUUCAUAGCCUAGGUUUCAACACAAAACUGCUACAUGCAAACAGUUGAUCCAGUACUCGCACUACUUGGGGGAACCAGCUGUUGUUGAUAGAAUGUUUGUUUCUGCACGGAAUCUAAAACGGAACGGACGCUUUACACUUCGAACGGACCCGUUGAGUUGGUUGUUGGUGUCGCUACACGAUGACUGUUCUGUGUUGUAGACGAUGAAUGACUGGAGCCCUGUUGCGAAGGUCUAUGCCCCACUGAAGGCUGGGAGUAUAGAUGGCACAGAUGUGGAGCCCCAUGACCGCGCAGUCUGGCGUGCGAUGCAGGCGCGCUAUCGACCCAACAAGGGCGUUAGCGGAGACCCUCACCUCACCCUGUUCGUGGCGCGCCUACACCAGCACACCUCUGAGGAGAAGCUCCACCAGGUCUUUUCCAAAUAUGGAGACAUUCUCAAACUGCGUCUGGUGAGGGACGUCGUGACGGGCUUCUCCAAGGGAUAUGCCUUUGUGGAAUACAAGGAGGAACGGGCGGUGAAUCGUGCGCGGCGAGAUGCCAACAAGUUGGUGGUGGACCAGCACGAACUGUUUAUAGACUUUGAACAAGAGAGAACUCUUAAGGGCUGGAUCCCCCGGCGCUUGGGGGGAGGCCUUGGGGGCAGGAAGGAGUCUGGUCAGCUGAGGUUUGGUGGAAGAGACAGACCCUUCCGGAAACCAAUCAACCUGCCUCCAACUUUCAACCAGGACAGACCAGCUGAGAGAAGAUGGGAGAGAGGAGGUGAGAGAGAAGACUGGAUUAAGGAUAGACACAGAGGGGCUUCACCAGGCAGAGACUCUGGGUCUAUGGAGAGGAGAGAAGAGCGAGAGAGGGGCAUGGGAAGAAGAGAGGAGCAAGACAGAGGGAUAGACAAAAGAGAGGAGAGGGGGACGAGCUACAGAGACAAAGACCACUAUAGAGACAGGAGGGAUGAUAGACGACAGAGGGAUGACCGUUUUGAAAGAGAUUCAAAAAGAAGAAGAGAUGAGAAACAUUAUGUGGAAAAACACAGAGGAGACGAGAGGAGAUAAUCCAAAUAUAAAAUACGGUGAUCUUGAAGCCUUCAGCUCCUUUCCCAAAAGAGUCUUUAGGAAUUUUUGCCAUGUUACAAUCUCCUAGGAAUUCAGAUGGCCACGGGCCACAUAAGUGUGUGUAGGUGUGUGUCUUUUAUGCCUUAAAAAAAUGACACAGAAUAAACAUCAAGCUGGAUAUUUCAGUAACUUUAAUUUCUAUUGGAGCAUUGUAACCACUUUUAAAGCACAGGUAGAUAUGUGACCGUGUUAUGUUUAAAUAUGAUGGGUUGUUGUUGGAUUUAUUCACAAAGAUAGAAGUGAAUUAAAAAAAAUAUUUUCCCCCAAAUAAUUCCCACUCUCUCAUAUAUUGGUAAAAUAAAAAGAUGCCAGAACAGUUCAAAGAAGUAUAUCUACCUUGGGGAAUGGGUCUGUGACAAGUCAUACCCUUUUGGCCAUCUAAGCUCUAGAACUUGGACAUGCUUUUUAGCAGUGUGUUCAGCAGUGUAUAGUCCUCUAUUCCUUUAUAGUAUAUCUUAAUAAAAGAGAAAGCUGCAUGUUG